Molecule: messenger RNA, 1140 nt
Organism: Pseudocercospora fijiensis CIRAD86
Lineage: Eukaryota; Fungi; Ascomycota; Dothideomycetes; Mycosphaerellales; Mycosphaerellaceae
Exons: 1
Coding region: 1-1140 (379 amino acids)
Biological process (GO): purine ribonucleoside monophosphate biosynthetic process; adenine catabolic process; hypoxanthine salvage
Cellular component (GO): cytosol
Molecular function (GO): adenine deaminase activity
Source: RefSeq, a predicted model, not a curated record
AUGGCCAACGUCGAGAAUGCACUCCCCAUCGAAGCCCGCCGAGACCUUCGAGAAUCUCUCCAAAACACCAAGGACGAAUUCCUCCUCAACAUUCCCAAAGUCGAACUCCACGUCCACAUCGAAGGCUGUCUCACUCCAGAACUAAAAUGGAAAAUCUCCCAGCGCAACAAAACACCACUCAUCCACCCACGCACGGGUGUGGUCUUCACAUCCCUAGCACAACUCCAAGAUUCCCACAACACCUUGAAACCUGCCGACGAAGGGCAAAUGACCAACACCGAAGAAACGCUCUCAUUCUUCGAAAUCUACUACAACGGCUUCAAGGUCUUAGAAACAAAACUCGACUACUACGACCUCGCAAUGCACUACUUCCAAAACGCCUCAUCCCAAAACAUCCGCUAUGCAGAAAUCUUCUUCGAUCCACAAGGUCACAUCCAAAAUGGAACAUCCUGGUCCACGAUGCUGGAAGGCUUUCGCGAAGCUUCCGACGAAGCCGAGAAAUCGUUGCAUGUGAAAAGUUCUUGGAUCAUGUGUUUCAUGCGCGACGAAAGUCCGGAAUCCGCAAUGGAAUUCUAUGAAGCUGCGCUGCCGGAUCGAGGAGAUAUGAUCAUCGGCGUAGGCUUGGAUUCGAAUGAAGACGGCAGGCCUCCGAAUUUCUUCCACGACGUAUUUUCGAGGGCGAGGAAAGAUGGGUUUCAAUUGACGUGUCAUUGUGAUGUUGGGAAGUCAUACCCGGUCGAGAAUAUUCGGCAAGUGGUUGAGGAUAUUCAGGCCGAUCGCAUCGAUCAUGGGUUGAAUAUUGUGGAAGAUCUGAAACUUUUGGAUCGGGUGCGCGAAAAGGGGCUGGCUAUGACGAUUUGUCCUUGGAGUUAUAUUCGACACCAACCUUUUGAUAACGUUUGGGACAGGAUUCGAAGACUUUUUGAUGCUGGGAUUCGGAUUUCGAUUGGGAGUGAUGAUCCUGCGUUUAUGGAAGAUACCUGGGUGUUGGAGAAUUUGCGUAUUCUAAAGAAAUUUGGGAAGUUUACGAAUGAGGAUGUGGUUCGGCUGAUGAAAGGCGCCAUGGAGAUCUCGUGGGCGCCAGCUGAUGUGAAGAGGGAGAUGAUUGCGGAAUUGGAGAAGAUUGCAAUCGCUUCGUAG